AAGCCUAGUUGAAGAGUACCUUGUUCCAUGCAUCAAAUAAGAAUUAGUUCAACGCCAUGGGAAUGGUUGUUUAAUAAAGAUUUUAAGUUGAUUAUAAUUUUUUCGUAUUACUUUCUAAUAAAUGCAGCAGACUCAUGUGAAUGCUCUGUGCCAAAUCCUCUCAUUCCAGAAGGUUACAAUAAACACUUGACACCUUUAGAGCAAGAAAAGAAACCUACUAUGGUGUACCUUAAUUUAGAUAUAAUGGACAUUGACCAGAUCGAGGAAGAAAAAAUGGAGUAUUCUCUGCAAUUCUAUGUGAAUGAAUAUUGGAGAGAUCUUAGACUCAAUCUGACUUUCUUAGACAAACUCCAGCAAGUGCCUAGCAGUUGGGUCCCGGAUAUCUGGACACCAGAUAUCAUCUUUGAAAACUCGAAAGGUGGAUGGAUAUAUCCUCUAUCCAUUCCAAACAUUGUUGUGCAAGUGCAUUCUCACAGAUAUUUGCACCGCUUCACGAGAUACAACAUGAAAAUCAGUUGUGCCAUGUUUCUCCGGACAUAUCCGAUGGACACACAGAAUUGUUUCCUCAGCAUAUCAUCAUUAGCGAAUGAUAAUACAAAAAUGAUACUGAAAUGGCUGCAUCAAAGAAAAGAAGGAAAUUUAGGAAUAAAAGAUCUAACUUGGUCUAAAAUUCAGCCUUUGAAGUAUUACUUGGCGAAUGUCACACCAGGAUCCCGUUCCUACCACUGGUCUGGUGGUACCUUCACUGCGUUAUAUGCCAACUUCACCUUCGUUCGCCAUCUGAGCAGUCAUAUUUUCAAUGUUUACAUCCCAAGCGGCUUGGUGGUAGUUCUCUCUUUCCUCUCGUUCUGGCUGAAUGUUCGAGCAGUACCAGCGAGAGUGGCACUCGGGUUAACAUCUUUACUAACUCUCUCCACGCAGGCAUCUCAAGCUCGAAACAACUUACCUCCUAUCAACUACCUCACAGCAUUGGACAUCUGGCUCUUCUUUUGUAUCGUUGUCGUGUUCCUGUCUCUCAUAGAGUACGCUACUGUUUAUCACUUGUACGGCCAAAAGGUUCGCAGACAGCGCGAAGAUGUUUCGAUGUCUACAUGGUCGAAAAAAAGAUGCCGUGGUUGCAAAAUUGAUUCAAUGGCUGAAGGCCGUUUCCGAACUUCAGCUAAUAAGAAAAAUUUGCCACAACAGGAAGAACAUGUAGGUGUCGAAUUUGACGAAAACCUGCAAACACUCGACAAAGCCUGUCGAUUCAUAUUUCCCUUUAGCUUUAUUGUAUUUUGCACAUUAUACUGGGUUUGCUAUUUACAUGUAUUGCUUUAAUGUUAUAUGUCAAA
This is a messenger RNA of Stegodyphus dumicola, 1331 nucleotides long. Its product is annotated as glycine receptor subunit alpha-2-like. Gene Ontology annotation, molecular function: extracellular ligand-gated monoatomic ion channel activity; transmembrane signaling receptor activity. NCBI's taxonomy places the organism in Eukaryota, Metazoa, Arthropoda, Arachnida, Araneae, Eresidae. Gene Ontology annotation, biological process: monoatomic ion transmembrane transport. The record is from RefSeq and is a predicted model, not a curated record. Gene Ontology annotation, cellular component: membrane.